Messenger RNA from Babesia sp. Xinjiang, 4824 nucleotides. RefSeq lists its product as uncharacterized. The record is from RefSeq and is a predicted model, not a curated record. Lineage: Eukaryota; Apicomplexa; Aconoidasida; Piroplasmida; Babesiidae. Bases 1 to 4824 code for a protein of 1607 amino acids. The transcript has a single exon.
AUGCUGGAAACAAGUCCGACCAUUGAGCUGCGCCCAACCGACCCUUCUAGUGGGACUGAUGCCACAGCUGAAGGGUCAGGGACACCUACGCCUGUCCCUGCCCAAAUUAACGCUGCAAAUAAGGACGAGACUAAAUCCGUCUCUUUACCCCACAACGCGCAUGCUGAGGUGUCUACUUCGGGCACAUCAAGGGAGACAAAAAUAUACGAUCAUGUAAUUAACAAUUCACCCAGGAACACUAUACUGGCGUCUCCACAUGAUGAACCGACAGAAAACGGUUCUUCGGCAAGGAGAACCUUUUCUAUCGGCAACGACUCAUCAAGCUCAGAUCCGGGAAAUUAUGACAAGGAGACACGUCUUGCCAAAAUUAGAGAAGUGAAACUCAAAAGUGCACAACGUCAUUCGAUAGGUUCAUCAAGAGGGACCUUCAGACGGGGAUCAUCUGUGGACCAAUUUUCUGAUAUCCAUCAAACUACAGCUUCUGCGAGCUCAAGGUCGAACAAUUUCACAGUGCCAAAAAUUAAAUCGGUCGGUCUUGGAAUUUCACCAGAAGAGGCAUUCAAACUACUAUCAGAGUCUAAUCAAAGUAGUUCAAGCUCAACAAAAGCUGACACUGCAUAUGGACGGGAUGGCCCUUCUUCAACUAGUACUUUCUCAGGACCACCGCAACACAUGAUACGGCAUGGCGUUAGGGAGAGGGCUAAAUUAGAUGCAGAGUUGUUAACAUUUUUACGAAAACAAACUAUCCACUCCUUGAAAUUGCCAAGAAAUCUAUCGACAGACAACGUUACACAUUCAUGCAACUGCCGUGAAAUGGCCCUUACAGACCAAUCAGACAAUUCAAACACAUCAAGAACUAACGGAAGUGUAUCGUCCACUCUUAGGCCAAUAAGAUCGGCUAAUAGACAACCACCAGAUUAUGCUGCACAUUUUGUGGAAGAUAGUGAAUCGUUGUCACAACUACGCGCAUUAUUCAAUGGAACUGUAAAAAUACAAUCGAAUGAAGGAGAUAGCACGUCCAUAUCAAUCGAUUAUUCGAUACAUGAUGGGGAAUACGGGCUACAACCACUAUCACCAAUAUUAGAAUGGUUACCAGAGGAACCAUCUCAACCUGAAUCGCAACAAGAACAAGAUGAUGAUGAUGUGACCACACUUUUCAAAGAUUGUAACACAUCAGGAUUGUUGGAUGAAUAUGGUGCCCCCUAUUUUGCAUCCGAUAACCCGGAUGGAAAGGGUGAUAUUAACGCCAAGGUGCGGUUAUUACGUAGGGUACACGAAUCACUAUACACCACUUCGGAUGUUGCGAGCCUUGGUACCAUUGAAAAAUUCAUGCUAGAAUUGCUACAACCAGAAAGUGAUUUCGGGACACUCAGCGCAUACGGACGCCUACUCGCAUAUAUCAAUCUAUCGGCACUGCGCCGCCACAUGCUACAACUCUCGGCGCUCUACCGACACCCCGAGAUGGAGGUCAUCCGACAAGUAAUGCGCUGCAACGAAGAAGGCGCUCUAAAAAAGGUACUCAACGUAUCGGAAUCGGCUGCUAAUGGUCAACUUAAUGACAAAGCUAGUACUGCAGCGAUAUCGGAACUCAUGGCACGUCUGGACCGCGGCUAUUCGCAUGCUAACGAUAAGGAAACCCAUGACAAUAGUGCAGAUGGAAACGUUUCUAAUAAACCUGGCACCCCAGCAGGUGGAUUUAAAAGCAUCAAGUCUAACAGACAGCUGUUAGCCAUGUUGGAUAACCUUUCUGCACUAUACCAUCCUGGUGGUGAACCUCAUUUCCCCCGGUACGUCUGCGGUAUGGUAGACCGCAAGAAUGUAAUAAGUGACGAAACGUUGAGUAUACCAUUUGACAAAGGUGAACGACGCCAUAUCCAUGUACAAUUUGAGCGUCUGGAAAAAUCAUGCAGGACACCAUGGCCCACCUCCACUGGCAUCCCGCAUACAGUUACAGAAGGGUUAAGGCUCCAGGUGUUACCAACGAAACAUCAAACUGUUAUGUAUUGGGCACUGGGGACAGUAACAUCCGUGUCAUCUGGUGUGCUUAUGGUCUCUAUCGAAGCACAUGGUACCAAAGAAACCGGUCGCACUGCAUCCUCAGAUCGUAUGUAUAUGAUGCGCAAUUUUGUACCACCCAAUGUACCACUCACACGUUUAGAAAAAGCACAUUGGCGUGUUUUACCUCGGGAAUUUGAUAUAGAGAGGGAUGUUUACGUUGGAUCAUGUCUAAGUGUCUACGAUGAAACUGUUGGGGGCUAUGUAGAUCGAGUUGUUACAAACAUUUUAUUUGGAGACGGGGAUGGCUCCAGUAUAGCACCUGUUAAACCUCCUAACGAGGAGACCAUAUUCGAGGAUUCAAUAUUACCAGUGGUUGAUACGGCCACAACUAAAGUAUCCAGUGGUCCUAAGGACCACAGUGGAUCGGCCACGCUUCAUAUAGAACCUGUUGAUAAUAGGAUGUCCGUGGCCCCUGCAAUGUCCAAUGCAGACAUUAUCGAUGGCAUAUUCACAGAGAUCAAGGGUAUAACUUGCGCCGAACCUGGGAAACAUGUAUUCUUUGCUGAUGCUGGUCACGAGCCUAAAUUAACUAGUCAAAAUUUUGAGGAUACUGAUGUUUCUACACAACCUAGUGGCGGGUCCGCAGACACCGUAAAUAUCGAGUGUCCACCAAAAAUUAUAUUGGAUCGCUAUAUGGCAUCAUGUACCGAUAUGAAAUGUGACGAAUCUACAAACGCUUCUUAUAACGAUGUCUCGCUGCCAUCAACACAGGAUGCUACAACACCUAUAUUGUCUCUACCUACAUGCCAUUGUAAUGGACAUACGCUACGUGUAUUCGAAGGUCGUUCGGUGAUGACAAGUGGUCUUGUCCCCAAAAAGGUGGUCCUAACUUCUCUAUAUGACCGUGGUGACGUUACUCUCGAUGUGGAUACUCUACGUGGAUAUAAACUAAACUAUGAUCUCCAAGCACAUUUCGAUUGUGUAUCGGAAACACACUCAGGUACCAAUAACAAUUUAACAGGUCAAUUCCAACAUUGUGUAUGGGUUGUACCAAGAUACUUACCAUUUACUAACAUCCAUCCAGAUGCCUUGUCUAUGGUUAAAAUAGGUAGCAAUUGGUUCUUUGAACCCGAACGUUGUUUGGUUAUAUUUCCUUAUAACCGUAGCGUGGAUUUUUUACAAGAGGUACCACGUUUGGUUUCCUUUUUACACCCGGAAUUAAAUUUUGCCGCACUUUGUGCAGGUAUAUGGAGUGUACGUGCUUCUGAUCGUAAUUUUGGAGAGUCACAUCAAGUUACAAGUGAAUCUACCGAUCCGCAUGCCAGUCGUACCGAAGCUGCUUCAUUGACCCGUAGUCAGAAAGCUGCAACCCGUGAAUUAACGGUAAACGAUAUUGUCGCCGAGGCGUGUCACGGUGUAAUGAGAUGCCCAAUCUCAGUUAUACGUCGUCUACUUGGUUGUAUCAGUGUAAUAAGUUUAUGGAUGAUUCUAGAAGAUGUUGACAUUGAUAAUCUUGAAACAAGUCACCCUACCCUCCUGAUACGUAUCCCUGAGAAACCUCGUUGCACAAAAUGUGGCGGUGCGGUAUACGCUCGUGACGGUGUAAUGAAAUCUUUACCAGCUGAGCGUCCUGUACUCUUGACAUCCGAUACCGUUGAUACAGAAUCGAUUGGUGCCUCGAUUGGUGACACUGCAGACUCUGGUAAACCCGUUACCAAGGGCAAAAAAGCUGGUAAAGGACUUACUGCCGAUUUCUGCUCUGACGCAGAUUCCCUUAUGGAUACUUGUAUGAACCGUCUUGCGGACGCUGGUAUGAAUAUCCAAGGUAUUCGACAUGAUGGUCAAUUAAACAAAGUGAUUGGUGUGUCUAGCACUGUUACUGGUGAAUUGGACCCCAAUUGCAUUGGUAAUAGUGGACCCGUGGUACGUACGCGUGAGACACCAAUUUUCAGUGAUUUAGAGAGUACAGAAGAGGUGAUAAACCUGCUACAGUGUCUUUCUACAUCUCGCUGGCGUCUGACGCGAGAGUUUACAGCUGCACAUGGCGUCAACGAUGACGUCGCUUCGGCCGUAGUACGGGCUCAACAUCAACCGCUUCCUACAGCAAUGGGUCGAAUAUACAACGAGAAGCGUGAUUUUAUCAACAAGUUGGCUCACUUUUUGAGUAACACCCGUCGCGCGAAAGAUACGCGUAUAGAAUCGGAGCUGUAUCGCGAAGCAUAUUCAAGUUGUAGUGAACAAUUCGAUCCCCGCAGUAUCGAGGCCGUAUUGUUACGUGGAUGGGGUGCUUUUUUAAUGGGGCCAAGUUCACGUGGAUCCCACCAUGGCCAAGUCCCCGCAUCUACCGCAUCUUGUAGUCAGGAUACACAGCAACCUGACACAUCUGUCAAUGGUGUAGGUGAGGGUGGAGCCCGUCAUAAGAGUUCUUCUACGUCGUACAAUGGCGAAUUUAGUUUGAUGAACGCCAUGUUAAGGGACGAGCGUGAUUUGUUUGCGGCGCACAUCUUCAGCGAGUGCCCGGAUGACGAUACACAUGGAUCGUCUGGUGCCACCGGAGCUCAUAAACGAAAGAGUCGUGAUGAUAAACGUUCGCGUAAUUCGCGUGCUGAGUCUCCUAACGAUAACCGUGGCGGUACCCCGGAUCAACGUCGGAGCACCACUGAGCAAGGAAAGAAACCACGUCGGUCUGGCAAGUCGCUGCUAGCACGUUUAGCUGAAAAUGAAUACUGCGAGUUCAAGGAUAAAGAAGUUAGAUUCAAGUUUGUGUCUGUAGUUAAAUGGGACGAGGAUCUCGAGCCGUCUGCACUCGUGACGAGCGCACAAUGA